This is a messenger RNA of Cladophialophora immunda, 2437 nucleotides long. RefSeq lists its product as uncharacterized. The transcript has a single exon. Gene Ontology annotation, molecular function: protein binding. Gene Ontology annotation, cellular component: SCF ubiquitin ligase complex. The coding region runs from base 210 to 1943 and encodes 577 amino acids. NCBI's taxonomy places the organism in Eukaryota, Fungi, Ascomycota, Eurotiomycetes, Chaetothyriales, Herpotrichiellaceae. Gene Ontology annotation, biological process: SCF-dependent proteasomal ubiquitin-dependent protein catabolic process. The record is from RefSeq and is a predicted model, not a curated record.
GGUUCAUUGACUCACCCAGUCACCCACCGUGGGUAUUGCGCCAAAAGAUAUUGACGACAUCUAUUAUUCCUGUCCCGGUACCGUGCCUUGCUAUUGGCCCACAGGGUGUAUAACCUUGAGGUGAUUCAUCUCACUAAGUGAGACUCUUUCCUCGCCGGAUGACAUAUCUCCACUCUCCCACCACAACCACUACGUAAGGGAAGGCCAUCAUGGCCGAACAGGCGUCAGAACUUGAACAAUUCCGCCAGCAAUGGAAAGAAGAAGUCAGUGCCCGCACAAGAAAGCCGGAGAAGAAGCCUCUAUCAUCAGCACAGCACAGACAGAGAAGGACCAGCGAUGGCCGACCCGAGAGACCCGUCAACAAGCCCCCAACUCGACAUCCAGCGGCAGAUAUUAAACAGGAGGAUUCCGACCACUAUAGCGAUGCAGAUCAGGCCCGCGGUAGCAGCUUGGCCACGAUCCAGCAGCGCACAGAAACACUGAAAAUCCAUAAUGUGGACGACGAUGAUUUCACUGCGAGUGCCUCGUCCAAGAAAGAACCCAUCAGCGCGUUGGAACAUUUCGAGCGCGCCGUCGAGAAGGAGAGUCAGGGGAAUUUGGGCGACAGUCUCUCCCACUACCGCAAGGCGUACAAGCUCGAUUCAAAGGUUGAUCAAUCAUACAAGAACAAGCAUUUUCCUCAGACAGCCAAGUCAAAGACAUCCAACCCAAACCCUUCCAACGCUCCUGUCACCGUCCCUUCCACCGCCCACCACUCCCUCAAAGAACCUGGCCCAGAGACUCUCACUUUUGCUCAACUGAUCAACACCUUUGCGCACGCUCAAAUUGAAGCUGCACCGCCCGUCAUUGAAGGUGACCGUCCUCCGCCUUGCGGUAUCAAGAAACUCCCCACAGAAGUAUUGUUGGAGUUGCUAGAACACGUAGCAAUCCGCGAUCCAGCCAUUUUUGUUCGGCUAUCUUUGGUCUGCAAGAAGCUGGCAUAUCAUGUCACAACCGAUAACGCCGUUUGGAAAUGUGUGGCGCUGGGUCCUGAGUUUGGUCUCGCCGGUCAACGAUACGACUUCAACACCGACUUGCAAGGUCGCGAAAUCACCUUCCGCGCACUAGAUGAGGAUCCUGCAGAUGGGGACUCGUCCUCUCCUUUACGUGUGACGGAACUUCCAUUCCCAAAGGACACCAUCUGGCGAGAAGUCUUCCACAACUAUCCCCGCAUUCGCUUCACGGGCGUGUACAUCUCUACUGUUAACUACACUCGGCCGGGUGCUGCUUCUGUCACAGCAAGCACCUGGACCAACCCGGUCCACAUCGUCACGUAUUACAGGUACCUGCGCUUCUUCCGCGACGGUACCUGCAUAUCUCUUCUCACCACCAACGAGCCCAUUGAAGUGGUCCAUCACCUGACACCAGAGAACCUGACCUUCGUCCGCUCGGGAAAGAAGGAAGCAGCACACCCUUUGAACUUCACCUCCUCUGCACCCGCCCUCCUCAAAGACUCCGGCUCAUCUGCUAGCGCAGCCGCCGGCAGCGGAGCUGGCACCAACACAGCCGCACCCCCGCCAUCUGCCCGAGAUGUCAUGAAACACGCUCUCCGGGGCCGCUGGCGCCUAUGUCACCCGAGCCUCGACUUCCCAGCCUCGGAGUCUACGAACCCGAGCCACGGCCAAGACCAUACAGCCCCAUCUUCCAACCCUACACCCACCAUGUCUCCAGGCGACUUGCACAUCGAAACCGAGGGCGCCGGCCCACGAUACAUGUAUACGAUGCACCUGUCCCUGAAGUCCGCGGGCUCCGCGCGCUCAAGGCACACCACCAAGAACAACAAGCUGGUGUGGAAAGGGUUCUGGAGCUACAACGUGCUCACCAACGACUGGGCCGAGUUCCACCUGAGAAACGACAAGCCCUUUUAUUUCUCCCGCGUCAAGGGCUACGGACUGGGCUAUUGAAUGCCCAGGCUUUGAGCGUCGGCUUUUAAAUGAUCGAGCUCCAUUGUGGGGACGGGGUCGCACGCACUGAAGCAUAUGGGUACACGAGCACAUAAUGUGGAAGGGAGAGAUAGAGCAUCUAGGAUAUCGAUAUUGGUCGCUAGAGGGACCUGGGGCGCUUGCAGGCUUGGGGCCCUCAUAUACGGAAGAAUCCUAUACGUAGCCCAUGUCAUGGCACGAGAUAUAGAGCGUGUAUCCAGAGGCCAUAUGCGCGUUAUGUAUCUCGCUACUUACGCGCCUUCACCAACUCCAUACAUACCGAGUACAGUAGGUACAAGGUUACAGGCUCUCGACGCUCGACACUCGGCGAGUGGUAGAUCCUGAUUGAAUGAGGCUCCCUGAGCCCCCGUUCGCUCCUUUUCAUUUGUGUAGUUGGGGUGCUACAUACCUGCAGGUGGUCGGUUCAAGAUUUCUCUGCUUGGGUGCCUAUAUAAGCUGGGUGCUAUACAGUCCAU